AAAGGAGAAGUUAGGAGGACGAUGGCGGACGCUGCGCUCACGCUCAUACUCAUCCUGGGGCCCUGCCUGACACACGCCUGCAUAUUACUGUCUGUUACCCAGAAUCCUCCAAUUAUUGCUACAUUGAAUGGCAAAGAGGUGGAGAUUAGGUGUGAAGUGAAGCUGAAGGGUAACGCCCCAGCAGUGAUCACCAGCGUUCUGUACCGCGAUGGAAGAACCGGAGCAUGGCGGCCGGGCGAGAGGUAUCCUGCCGAGAACAUGACAAUCUCCUACAGCCUGACAGCCACAGAGCCGGGCGUAUACUACUGCGGGGUCACCUGUGGGGUGAGCAGCAUGACCGGACACGGGACCUAUGUGUAUGUCAGAGAUUCGGGGUAUGUUGCACCAUCCAGCUCUUCUUACAAGCUUUGCUGUGCGCUGAUCGCUCUGUCCAUUCUCCUCCUCAUCCUGGCCGCAUCUUGGACUUACCUGGUUCUGCCAUUCAUCUGGAAAAGAGAGGUUACUUCUGCAUCACAGACCAAGGCACAGAGCUCGGGUGUCACCGAGUCCUCGACGUCCAGGCCAGCGGUGGAGGAUGCGGGCGGCUCCCUGUACACGAGCCUGGAACCAAGGAGAGAAGAAGUCUACGACAUCCUGGAAGAUGAGACCAGAACCAAAGAACCGAGAGGAACCAAGAAGCACCAAGUGGAAGUUCAUGAUGUGGCCCCCAGGAGCCCAAUGAGGAGGCACCAGGUGAAUGUCCCGCCCUUCCAGGAGAAGAAACUGAAGGAAAACGCCUCUGAGAACAGCGUGUACGAGAACAUGAAGCGGUGAAAUGAAGGCUACGCUCCUCGCAAGGCCAAAAUCUCUGUUUGCUGUCAGUGAACGGGGUGUUAGCAUUGCGGCCCAAGGCAACUUGAUUUUCCACCAGUUACAGUGCCUUGAAAAAGUAUUCACACCCCUUGAACUUUUCACGUUGCACCCACAAACUUGAAUGUCUUUUAUGUGAUCGGCCGACACAAAGUCCAAGUCUGUGUGAGGAGAGCAGAAGACGGUACAAGGUUUUCAUCAUUUUUAAGAAAUAAAAACCCGGAAAGUGCGGCGUGCAUUAGUGUUCAGCCCCCCGGAGUCAGGACUUUGUAGGACCACCUUUCACUGCAGUUACGGCUC
Messenger RNA from Bufo bufo (common toad), 1149 nucleotides. RefSeq names its product NFAT activating protein with ITAM motif 1 (gene NFAM1). The transcript is spliced from 8 exons. Gene Ontology annotation, cellular component: membrane raft. Gene Ontology annotation, biological process: positive regulation of B cell receptor signaling pathway; B cell receptor signaling pathway; regulation of B cell differentiation. The record is from RefSeq and is a predicted model, not a curated record. Lineage: Eukaryota; Metazoa; Chordata; Amphibia; Anura; Bufonidae. Gene Ontology annotation, molecular function: transmembrane signaling receptor activity. Bases 22 to 813 code for a protein of 263 amino acids.